CAUAAGUGGAGCGCGGAGGGAAGCACGAAGAGAGAGAGAGAGAGAAGAAGCAACUAAGCGUGCGCCACAAGCCACCUCUGUUUCACCUUCGCCCGCAAAACCCUAAUAGCCUCCCUCUUCCUCACAUCGUCCAGAUCUCUUCUCCGAACACAGAUUAUUCCUUGAAUCUUUGUUUUCCGACCCUGCUCCUCUCCCCUCGUUCCAAUGGUCGCCGACUCGCAAAUCUAAAUCUGAUCUCUUGUUUUCCGCGUUCGUUCGCUGGACUGCGUCUCAAGAUCUGGUUUCUUUUAGCUGCAUUAUCUGGUCCCGAUCUGGCUGAUCCGAGGAUCGGUGCUUGUGUUUGAUUUUUGGGUCACUUGGGACCUCCUUCGUUCGAUUCUUUAAGGGAUUCUGAGGUGAUAGGAAUUGGAUCUGGGAUUAUGCAUCUGAUUUAGAGGCCGUGGCGAUGGCGGCGUCUGGUAACGCGGUGGUGGAGUCGGAGCCAAUGCAGUUCCCGAUGGGCGGUGGUGCCGGGGAGGCGCCGCGGCAGUGGUAUGUUGAUGAGAGGGACGGAUUUAUCUCGUGGUUGAGGGGAGAAUUCGCGGCGGCCAAUGCGAUCAUCGAUCUGCUGAUCCAUCACCUCAGGGUCGUCGGGGAACCCGGAGAGUACGACCAUCUUGCGGGCUGCAUCCACCAGCGGCGAUUCCAUUGGACGCCCAUCCUCCAUCUGCAGCAGUACUUCCCGGUGGCCGACGCAAUGUACGCACUGCAGCAGGUGGAAUGGAGGCAGCGGCAGCAGAACCUGCAGAGGCAUUCCUAUGGCCCAAAAGAGAAGGACGGGAGAAAGUCCGGAUUUGGGCAUAGGUAUGGACAUCGAUCCAAUGGAGUUCGAGAUAGCCAUGGAUCGCCUGCACCUGGUGCAGCUACAUCUGACGGUGGGAUCGCGGAUGGGAGGGAGGAUAAGCCGGAAACAUACAAGGACCCGACCCAAAAGAGUGAUGCCCAAACAUCAGAGGCGAAGGAUUCACCAACUCAAGCUGAGAGUGAUGGAAUAUGCGAUGUACCCAGCUCGAAGUCAUAUUGCAGCCUAAAGGACGGAGGAAACCCCGUUGAGACAAACCCUGAUGAGUCAGAACCUGCUAUAGUAGGAGAUAGCCAAGCCUUAGAUUGUAGAGGAACUUGCAAUGGUUCUGUCAAUGGUGAUUCAGAUAUUACUUCAAAUCAAGACGAAAAUCAGAAAGCCAUUUCAAUGCCAAAGGAAUUUUUGGCCAAAGAAAUAAGUGAUGGCAUGAUGGUUAAUGUUGUUGAAGGACUGAAGCUUUAUGAAGAUUUGCUGGAUAGCUCAGAGAUCACCAGACUUGUUUCACUAGCCAAUGAAAUGAGAGCUGCUGGUCAUAGAGGAGAACUCCCAGGACAAACACUUGCAAUACUGAAAAGGCCAAUGAGGGGGCAUGGAAGGGAAAUGCUUCAGUUUGGCAUUCCCAUUAGUGAGGGACCUGCAGAAGAUGAAAACACAACUGUGACCUCUGGAGAAAGAAGGGUUGAGGCCAUUCCUAGCUUACUACAGGAUGUGUUUGAUAACUUGGUUCAGCUACAAGUUUUGCCAGUUAAACCUGAUUAUUGCAUUAUUGACUUCUUUAAUGAGGGGGACCAUUCACAACCUCGAACUUGGCCUCCUUGGUAUGGAAGGCCUGUCUGUAACUUAUUAUUGACCGAGUGCGAUAUCGUAUAUGGCCGAGCAGUAGAAUCAGAUCACAGGGGAGACUACAAUGGUUCUCUGAAGCUCUCGCUCACUGCAGGGGCUCUUCUCGUGAUGCAAGGGAAAAGUGCAGAUCUAGCCAAACGUGCUAUCCCUGCCCUCCGCAAGCAGCGAUUCCUUUUAACAUUUGGAAAAUCCCGACCAAAGAAUACUCUACCAACUGUACAUCCUGCCUCAGGCCUAUCAUCAGUUAGGUCACCAAAUUUCUACCGUCAUCCAUCAGGUCGUAAGUACUAUGGAGACAUCCCCACUACUGGAGUCCUACAAGCGCUGCCAUUCCAUUCUCAAAACAUGCCACCUCCAAAUGGAGCCCAACCGGUGUUUGUGACACCUCCUGUGGUAGCUUCUGCAGCUGUGCCUUACCCUACACCUACUAUGAUGGCACCUACAACGGCUGGAUGGACGGUGGCAGCUCCUCCUAGGCACACAGCUCCUCAAGUCCCUGUUCCUGGCACUGGAGUGUUCCUUCCCCCUGGAUCUGUUCAUUUGCCUCCAUCUCAACAAUUUUCAGUGGCUCCAAUCUCGGUUGCAGCUAGCUAUACUCCACAUACAUUUGCAUCACCUGAGAGCAAUGGGGUGGAGAAACCAAGUUGUAACAAUGAUGCUUCUCCAAAGAUCUCUCCGAAGACCUCUCCAAAUAGUAUUACAGAUUUGACUGGGCCUAAGCUGGAAAACAAUGGAUGCUUGAGCGCUGGUAAUGCUGCCCCUGAUGAAGAACAACAAGCCGUUGCCAAGAAGUUUGUGAACAAGCUCACAGAAAAUGUUGCCAAGUCAAUGAACGAAUAGAGACAGAAGAGGGUGAGAAAAAAAGCUCUUUUUGAGCACCAGCCAGAUGGUCAGGAAAUUGCAAAGGUAUUUUUGGAGCAAAUGUAAAGAGCGGCACAGGAAUCACUAAAUCACCUCUUAUCCUUUUUUGCAUGUUAAGAAUUGAUCAAACCUUUCUUUUAAGUUUUGUAGUGUUUUUGGGACUUUUUGUUUUAUAUUCAACUGUUAAACUUGCACUACUGACUUAUAGCAAAUGAUGGCAUCUUAAACUUA
This is a messenger RNA of Musa acuminata subsp. malaccensis (wild Malaysian banana), 2776 nucleotides long. RefSeq names its product RNA demethylase ALKBH10B. NCBI's taxonomy places the organism in Eukaryota, Viridiplantae, Streptophyta, Magnoliopsida, Zingiberales, Musaceae. The record is from RefSeq and is a predicted model, not a curated record. Gene Ontology annotation, biological process: mRNA catabolic process. Gene Ontology annotation, molecular function: demethylase activity; mRNA binding.